This is a messenger RNA of Exophiala xenobiotica, 627 nucleotides long. RefSeq lists its product as uncharacterized. The transcript has 2 exons. Gene Ontology annotation, molecular function: GTP binding; GTPase activity. The record is from RefSeq and is a predicted model, not a curated record. Gene Ontology annotation, biological process: small GTPase-mediated signal transduction. NCBI's taxonomy places the organism in Eukaryota, Fungi, Ascomycota, Eurotiomycetes, Chaetothyriales, Herpotrichiellaceae. Bases 1 to 627 code for a protein of 208 amino acids.
AUGUCGGCACAAGUCUUGGAGGGCAGGCCUAUCCCAGAAGUUGACAUUCUCUUCCUCGGCAGUCCAGGGGUUGGCAAAGCGACCUUCCUGUCAAGACUAGAAAACGUUCGCCAUGGCAAGCUCGAUUUAUCUGUCCCCAGGAAACGCGUCUUUGCGCCCACAGAAGCGGUAGCGUUCGAUGUUACCUUGUUCAAUCGUCCCUACAAAUUUCGAAUUCACCCCUCUACAUCCACACUAUUCAUCGAUGCAUUUCCCCCACGGCCUGCGUUUACCAUUAUCGCCUUCUCCAUAUCCUCGCGUGAAUCUCUGUACAAUGCGCAAUACUACUGGCGCAAGCAACUGUCCCUACACUACAACGACCUUGAGCACGAGAUGCCCGUGAUGCUACUGGGGCUCAAGAGAGACGAACGCAAUGAAGAUAGACUGCAGGAUGGAACGUUCGAGUGUGUAAUGCCGCAGGAAGGCCUGCGUGCCGCUCAAGAGAUGCGCUGUGACCGGUAUGCUGAAUGCAGUGCUCUCACCGGAGAGUUGAUGUGGGAAGUGCUCGAGGAUAUCACAAGGACUGCGGCAUUGACGACCACAGAAAGCGGCGGGCUGACCCAGACGAAUGGGUGUUGCUUGAUGUGA